CUUCUCACUUGCCAUAAUCCUCCUUUCACUACAUCCAUGACCCCUGACCCCGAGAAGCCACCGCCAGAAGGAAAGAUGGCGGCGGCGUGGUCGGCAAACGGGUAUCUGCGGCGGGCCUUCCGCAGGGCUCCGGGAUGGAAAAGCCCCUGUCCCAGGACCCGGCCCCACCGCCGUCAGCUCUCCUCACACCCUCCCCAGCCUUCGGCCUCGGCUGUCCGAACUGCCUUCCUUCACUUCUUCCGGGAUCGUCAUGGCCACCAGCUAGUGCCCUCUGCCUCCGUAAGGCCUCGCAGCGACCCUGGCCUGCUCUUCGUCAAUGCGGGAAUGAACCAGUUCAAACCAAUCUUCUUGGGCACAGUGGACCCUCGAAGUGAGAUGGCCCGGUUCCGGCGAGUAGCCAACAGCCAGAAGUGUGUUCGGACAGGAGGGCGACAUAAUGACCUGGAGGAUGUAGGCCGAGACCUUUCCCACCACACCUUCUUUGAGAUGCUUGGCAACUGGGCAUUUGGAGGUGAAUACUUUAAGGAAGAGGCCUGCAGCAUGGCUUGGGAGCUGUUGACCCACAUCUAUGAGAUUCCUCAGGACAGGCUGUGGGUAACUUACUUUGGUGGUAAUCCUCCUGAGGGACUGGCCCCAGACUACGAAAGCAGGGAUAUCUGGCUCAGCUUGGGGGUACCUUCUUCCCGGGUGCUUCCCUUUGGACCAUCAGAAAAUUUCUGGGAGAUGGGAGAGACAGGACCUUGUGGACCCUGUACUGAAAUCCACUAUGAUCUAGCAGGAGAAGUGGGUCCUCCCCAACUGGUAGAGCUCUGGAAUCUGGUCUUCAUGCAGUAUAACAGGGAGGCAGAUGGAAGCUUGCAGCUCCUGCCCCAGCGGCAUGUGGACACCGGCAUGGGCCUGGAAAGGCUGGUGGCUGUGUUGCAGAACAAACAUUCUACAUAUGACACAGACCUCUUCUCCCCACUGCUUACAGCUAUCCAGCAGGGCUGCAGGGCCCCCCCAUAUCAGGGCCAGGUGGGGAAGGCAGAUGGGGGACGCACAGACAUGGCAUACCGUGUGGUGGCUGACCACAUCCGCACCCUGAGUAUCUGCAUGGCUGAUGGGGUUUAUCCUGGCAUGUCUGGAGCCUCACUGGUUCUCCGCCAGAUCCUUCGUCGAGCCAUUCGUUUCUCCUCAGAGGUGCUCCAGGCACCUCCGGGCUUUCUGAGCAGCCUGGUGCCCAUCGUUGUGGAGACACUGGGAGAUGCCUACCCAGAGCUGGAGAAGAGCACAGCCCAGAUUACCAGCCUGGUGGCAGAGGAAGAGACUGCCUUCCUCUCUUCCCUAGAGCGAGGCUGCCGCAUCAUCAAUCGGACCCUGCAGCAGCUGGGCCCCUCUCACCUGUUCCCAGCUGACGUAGCCUGGUCCUUGUCUGGGAACCUGGGGCUGCCUCUGGAUCUAGUGGGGCUGAUGCUGGAGGAGAAGGGUGUGCAGCUGGACUCAGCUGGUCUGCAGCGGCUGGCCCAGGAGGAGGCCCAGCGGCGGAGCCAAGCCCAGCAGGCCAAGCCAGCAGAGAAAACGGAGCUGCGCCUGGACAUCCACGCCCUGGGCCACUUGCAGAGGCAGGGGGUCCCCCCGACAGAUGACUCCGCCAAGUAUAACUACUCAUUGUUGCCUAACGGCUGUUACGAAUUUGGAGCCUGUGAAGCUGAGAUCAUACAGUUGUAUACACUAGAUGGGGCGGCCAUAGGCUCAGUGGGGGGAGGUCAACGUUGUGGCCUUCUCCUGGACAAGACCAACUUCUAUGCUGAACAAGGGGGCCAGGCUUCUGACCGGGGCUAUCUGAUAUGCAAAGGGCAACAAGAUGUGCUAUUCCCAGUCAUUGGGGCUCAGAUUUAUGGAGGUUUCAUUCUUCAUGAAGUGAUAGCCCUGGAGACCUUGAAGGUGGGAGACCAAGUCCAACUGUAUGUGGAUGAGGAAUGGCGUCUGGGCUGCAUGAAGAAACACACAGCCACCCAUUUGCUGAGCUGGGCACUGCGGCAAGAGCUGGGCCCACACACACAGCAGUGUGGCUCCCACCUGAGCCCCGAGAGACUCCGCUUUGAUGUGGCCACCCUGACUCCAUUGACAUCUGAGCAGCUUCAGGCAGUGGAGGAGACCGUCCGAGGGGCUGUGGGGCAGGACAAACCUGUGUACAUGGCUGAGGUGGCUCUGGAGCUAACCACCCAAAUUCCAGGCUUGCGCUCACUUGAUGAGAUCUACCCUGACCCUGUGCGGGUGGUGUCCGUGGGGGUACCUGUAGCCAGUGCCCUGGCCCCCACCUCCCAGGCUGCACUGCAGACAUCUGUAGAACUGUGCUGUGGCACGCACUUGCUACGUACCGGGGCCAUUGGAGACCUGACUAUUGUUGGAGAAAAACCACUGUCCAAGGGCAUCGUCCGCCUGGUCGCUGUCACAGGGGAGCAGGCCCAGCAGGCCCGCGAUGUUGGCCAGAAUCUGGCUCAAGAAGUUGAAGCGGCUUCAGCUCGACUGCACCAGGGGAGCCAAGAUGUUAUGGAGGCUCAGCGUCUGUCCAAGGACGUGGGGCGGCUCAGUGAUACAGUAGACACGGCUGUGAUGCCCCAGUGGCAACGUCGGGAGCUGCAGGCCGUCCUAAAGAGACUGCAGCGCCGUGCCAAUACUGCUGUCCGAAAACUGGAGAUAGGGCUGGCCACAGCAAAAACCCGAGAGAUACUGAAGAAACACCCUGUAGGCCCCUUUAUUGUGGACACAGUCCCAACUGAAUCCCUCUCGCUGCUAGUGAAGGUGGCGAAACAGCUGUGUGAGCAAGUCCCGGGUGCCUCCGUGUUACUGCUCAGCCCCCAGGCCCCAGGGAAGGUGCUCUGUGCCUGCCAGAUGGCCCAGGACGCAGUACCCACUCUCACCGCUGAAACCUGGGCAUCGGCCGUGUGUAGCCACAUGGGAGGCAAGGCCUGGGGCUCCCAAGCUGUGGCUCAGGGAUCGGGGAACACCAGUGACCUGGAAGCUGUGCUGAACAUGGCUCGGGCCUUCGCCCUCAACCAACUCUAACCCAGGACUGUUGGGUGAAGAGGAGCAGGGAGGCCCAGUGGGGUGGGAACCAGAGGCCUUGGUGCCCAGUGACUAAGAAACCAAGGACGAGUCAGUCAGGAGCCCAGGAGAGCCUCAGCUUAACUGUGGGUCCUUCAUCUGUGCCAGUCUCUCUCAGUGGGGAGCCCAGGAGACCUCUCCACCAAGUGAGGAUGUGUAUCCAGUGUGCUCCUUAGCUAUGAACACUGUGCCAAAGCUAUGGUUGCCUAUGGAAAAGGAUCAGCGGCUCUCACAGGUUCCUAGGAAGUAAAGAGGUCUUUCCUUUCCCUUCCCAUCUCUGAACAGAGUACUCAGCAGCACUUCUGUCCAUGUCUUGUUCCCUCGGGCCUGAGCCGAUAGUCUGAGACCUUUGUCACUACUGAUUCAGCAUCUCCACAGAUGACAUCAAAUCUGAACAAGUGACAGGAAUGAGCUCAAUGUUUUUUGUCCCCAGAGCUAAAGGCCCUGGCCUGGCACUCUGAGAGCCCUCAGACCAGAUGGAAGAUUAAACAACACUUGUGCCCAGGGCAAGCAACCCUGACUACCUCCUCCCUCCUGGAGUGGUCCUCGGGAGGACACUGGAGGGCCCAACAGGACACCUGGUGAAAUGCCAGCCUCUCUUCCUCAGUCUAGGCAUCUCACACUUCUGUCUCCUGGCAGUUUUUUCCAGAUUCUGCUAUCAAAUGCUGGGGAAGCUGGGCAUGAGCCUCAAUGAGGGUGAGGAGAGAUGACUAGGACAGCUCUCCCUUCAAGGCUGGCCCAGGUUCCUGCAGCUGGAUCUGGAUUUCUGGCCGAGCAUCAAAAUUAUAAAAGGCCUCCAGUUUACCAGCAUCUAGUGGUGUCAUUUAAAGGUCUCUUACUGCAGUGGAGCUUGGACCCUCCAUGGUGUGAUUCUACUUGACAGCUGAUUUUUCAUUUUAAUUAAGAUGUUACUGAUUUAUUGAUUAAUCACUGUUGUGAGCACAGUAGUCUCCAAAGUUCC
This is a messenger RNA of Gracilinanus agilis (Agile Gracile Mouse Opossum), 4048 nucleotides long. It is a transcript of the gene AARS2, whose product is annotated as alanyl-tRNA synthetase 2, mitochondrial. NCBI's taxonomy places the organism in Eukaryota, Metazoa, Chordata, Mammalia, Didelphimorphia, Didelphidae. Gene Ontology annotation, biological process: tRNA modification; alanyl-tRNA aminoacylation. The coding region runs from base 37 to 3048 and encodes 1003 amino acids. Gene Ontology annotation, cellular component: mitochondrion; cytoplasm. The record is from RefSeq and is a predicted model, not a curated record. Gene Ontology annotation, molecular function: amino acid binding; alanine-tRNA ligase activity; ATP binding. The transcript has 22 exons.